This is a messenger RNA of Geodia barretti, 690 nucleotides long. NCBI's taxonomy places the organism in Eukaryota, Metazoa, Porifera, Demospongiae, Tetractinellida, Geodiidae. The record is from the annotation of a GenBank genome assembly.
CGACUGCUCGACAUGGGAAACUCGGAAAGUUCAGUGGAAGAACACGUGGAGCAGGCGAGAAAGACUGGCGUCUGCUCUCUCAAGGAGCGCAAGCUGUCGCAAGUGCCACCGGCAGUGCUGAGUCUGAAGUCAAGUCUGAGGACCCUGGAUCUGUCAGUCAACAGACUGACUUCCCUCCCUCUGUCUAUGGGAGAUUUCUCUCUCCUGAAGACACUCAAUGUCUCUCACAAUAGACUGACUAGUCUUCCAGACCUCGGCCAGUUGAAGAAACUCGAGACACUGACAGCAGAUGACAACUCUCUCUCCUCUCUCCCCGACUCAUUCUCCCAGCUGAAGUCACUGAAAUCUCUCCAUCUUUCACACAAUAAACUGUCCACCUUCCCUCCCCAUCUUCGUCAGCUAUCACACCUCCAGUUUGUCGACCUAUCGACCAAUCAGAUUGCAGAGAUUCCAGCUGAGAAUGUCGAAGGAUUAGCGCUAGUCGAGCUGAACCUAAACAACAACAGUGUGCUAAGAGUGGAAGAGAACACACUCCAGUUGGGAGGCAUCCCUCCCUCCCUCCUCUCCUCCUCUGCCAUCAGUCUCCUCUGUACAUCUGGUAACCUCUUCCAGAACAGGGAGCUGCAGGAUCUUCCCGAGUACCAGCUGUAUAUGGAGAGAUAUACUGCCACUAAAAGAAAAGCAGAUUAG